This is a messenger RNA of Myotis daubentonii (Daubenton's bat), 205 nucleotides long. RefSeq names its product large ribosomal subunit protein eL39-like. Gene Ontology annotation, molecular function: structural constituent of ribosome. Gene Ontology annotation, cellular component: cytosolic large ribosomal subunit; ribosome. The record is from RefSeq and is a predicted model, not a curated record. Gene Ontology annotation, biological process: translation. NCBI's taxonomy places the organism in Eukaryota, Metazoa, Chordata, Mammalia, Chiroptera, Vespertilionidae.
CUCUCUCUUUCUCUGCCAUCGAGGUGCAUGCGUUUGAUUCUCCUUCACCAUGUCUUCCCACAAGACUUUCAGAAUCAAGAGGUUCCUGGCCAAGAAACAAAAGCAGAAUAGGCUCAUUCCCCAGUGUUUUCAGAUGAAAACUGGUAAUGAAAUCAGGUACAGCUCGAAGGGGAGACAUUGGAGACGAACCAAACUGGGUCUAUGA